AUGCAAAAGUGCUUUGAACAGUGGAGCCAGGAUGCAACUCCACUUCUGGAGGGAGAAACACUAUUCAAAGAAGAAGUUGUGCCCAUCCACCGUGAUGAAAUCUACGAAAGUCUCUUCAAAGAACAAAGUGAACAAGUGGAGACAUUCACACAAAAGGCCCUUGAAAUCAUUUUUAAUUCCUGGAUGAUCUUGUUCGAAAGGCAGGCUCAAGAUCAGAUUCCUGGGGGAAAGUAUGCUACUCCUUUCCCUGAACUAUUGGCCCAGGCAGCUAAUGUUCCUGCAACCAACAUGGCAUCUGAGAGAGAUUUUGGAGUGUUUGACUUGCUGUUGCAUUUGAAGCCUGCAGCAAGGCUUAUUUCCCAUGAAGCUCUUGUAUUGUGGACAAACAAUAAGACUACAUCUUGGCUCAAUUCUUUGUCCCCUGAAGAUAAACAAAAGUGCAUGGCUGAAGCAAGAGCAAAUACCAGUAAAAUCAUGGCGCGAUACAAGGAAAGAAAAGAGAAAAUUUUUCAGCAACGAAAAGAAAAGCUGUUAGAAAAACAGAGGGCAAAGGAGGAAGCUGAAAGGAAGCAGAGACAGCAAAGGCUUAACUUAGUUAGCAGCAUCACAAAGUUAGGGGGUCCUUGGAAAUCAGAAAAAGAAAUCAAAGAAGGUCUGAUGAACAUUGCUUCAGAAAAGGAAAAGCAAAAAGCCCUUGUUACUCAGCUCCAGUUCCAGAAAGUUGUCCUCCAGGCUGUAGCACCAACCAAGGAACAUUUUCAGCAAGAGAAAUCUGUGUCUCGAAAGCGCAUCAUAUUUUCUGUUGCGCAGCUUACUAAACACUUGACAGAAGUCUUGGAACUUAACCAGUUUCAGCAAGCUGAGCCUGAAAAUAAAGGUGGACUCACCUACCGGAGUUCAGAUGAACGUGUCAAAAGCUUGUCAGAAGAAAAAGCUAAGCUGGUGAAGAAGCUGAGAUGCACGUCAAAACGUUAUGUUAAACAAGAGCAAAGCAAUGCUUCCCCAAUUUCAAGACAACCCAUUACUUCUUGUCGAAAAACGAGUCAUGCACAAUUGCAUUGA
Molecule: messenger RNA, 1062 nt
Organism: Porites evermanni
Lineage: Eukaryota; Metazoa; Cnidaria; Anthozoa; Scleractinia; Poritidae
Source: the annotation of a GenBank genome assembly